Hippoglossus stenolepis (Pacific halibut) is the source of this 969-nucleotide messenger RNA. RefSeq names its product 1-phosphatidylinositol phosphodiesterase. The transcript has 3 exons. NCBI's taxonomy places the organism in Eukaryota, Metazoa, Chordata, Actinopteri, Pleuronectiformes, Pleuronectidae. Gene Ontology annotation, molecular function: phosphoric diester hydrolase activity. Bases 76 to 969 code for a protein of 297 amino acids. The record is from RefSeq and is a predicted model, not a curated record. Gene Ontology annotation, biological process: lipid metabolic process.
GUUCACCAUUCUGACCAUUGCAGCGGUUGGCUGUGAAAUCCUCCUCGCUCGAAGAUUUCUCAUCUUUCUGCAAGAAUGAAGGCUGGUCACAAGUGCCUGUUUUUCCAGCAUGUUUUGCUGUCUGUCAUCCUUUUGUGCCACGGCAAAGACGUUUUCUUCAACGACAACGGAAAUCUCAUACUCCCUGGGUCCUACAAAAUUGCAUGGAUGGCAGGCGUUGAGGAUUUCCGCACCCUGUCGCUCAUGACCAUCCCUGGUACCCACGAUACCUUGGCCCGCUACGGAGGCCCAGAGGGCGAAUGCCAGGCUUUGACCCUGAACGAUCAGCUGAGGGCUGGCAUCCGUUUUUUGGAUCUCAAAGUGUUCAGUCUGUUUGACACCCUCUAUGUCAUGCAUGGUGUGAUGUAUCAGCGUAGCACUUUCAAAGAGGUCCUGGACACAGUGAACGCCUUCCUGUCCGAGUUCAAGACCGAGGCUGUGCUCAUCAGAGUGCAACCAGAGUCUUUUGAGAAAUCGACAGUCAACAACAAGGUGCGGAGUCUGAUUGGCAACGACCAACACGUCUGGGUGACCUCUGGGAUGCCCAAUAUGGGUCAAGUCAGGGGGAAGAUUGUCUUUUUGCAGGAGAGCACCUUCACUCUAGGAAUCCCUCUGGUGGAGACAGAAGGUAAAAGCGAGGUUGACAAUGUUAAAGAUAAAGACAACAGAAUAAUAAAACAGCUGAACCAAGCCAAUGAAGCCUGCGGAGGUGAUAAUGCUGUGAUGACGUACACUAGUGGCACUGGCUUCGGUACUUUCUGGGGAAUGUUUCUCACUCCAAAACGAGUGGCUGAAAAGGUAAACCCAUGGCUUGAUCAGUACCUGAGGCAGUUUUACCCCAAUAAGCCCAGACCAUGCUUUGGUAUCAUUGCCAUGGACUUCCCCGGCAUCGACCUCAUUCAAACUGUUAUUAAUAUCAACUGGUGGUAA